Messenger RNA from Vanessa atalanta (red admiral), 1569 nucleotides. RefSeq names its product general transcription factor 3C polypeptide 5 (gene l(2)37Cd). The transcript has 8 exons. Bases 122 to 1549 code for a protein of 475 amino acids. The record is from RefSeq and is a predicted model, not a curated record. Gene Ontology annotation, biological process: transcription initiation at RNA polymerase III promoter. Gene Ontology annotation, cellular component: transcription factor TFIIIC complex. Lineage: Eukaryota; Metazoa; Arthropoda; Insecta; Lepidoptera; Nymphalidae.
GACAAUUACAAAAUGUGACAUUUAUUUAUUUUAGGUUAUUUUAAUGUUAUUGAAAUAAUAAGACUUGUUAUUUUGGAUAGAAAUUACUUUUAACAUUGAAGUUAAAAAAAAUAAACAUAUAAUGGAUAAUAUUGAAAAUCUACAUCGAGAAUUGUUUUGUAUUUUAUUUCCUGCAAUUGUUAAAAACGACGAAAAAGCCAUACAAUGCUUAGGCGGUAUCAAAGCGAUUUCACAGGUGUAUUCACAGGCAAAUAAAAAACGAUUAGGAAUGUGCUUCCAACCAGAUAACCCUUACAUGAAAAAAAUAUAUUCUGAUGCAAAACCAGCUACUGGAGUACUUUUAAAAAUAAAAGUUAAGAAAAUAAAAACAGGGAAUGAAAUUAAAAGAGAGGUUUUGUCUACAGCAAUUGUUGGAUCUGUUAAAAAAUUAAAUAAAUUUGAAUCUAUGUGUGACUUCCAGUAUUUACCUAUAACGACAAACACUUCAGGAACAAAUAAGGCAGAGUGUAUAUUGGAACAAAUUCUUCCUUCCGGUGUUGAUAACUUUGAAACUUUAUUGCAGCCAGCCCCUUCAUUUAUAACUCCAUUUAACUUUACAAGAUCUGAUAAGCCAAUAAGUUACUGUUAUACAGAUAAAAGAUACAGCACAAAAGAUCUUGUCAAAGAAGAAACUGAAAAUACUACUAAGGAUGAAGUCCAUAAGUUAAGAGGGGAUAGAGGAUUGCCAAUAGCACGAUACACAUUCAAUUUAACUGACGACUUGCCCACUGAGCCUAAUGAGUAUUAUUUAAAACAGAAAAAAACUAGGCUAACUAUAUACCCACAAUUGGAAAAUGAAUAUAAAAUUGUUCAAAAGCACUUUGAGGAAAGACCAAUAUGGUCAUUAAACCUUGUUAAAUAUCACACAAAAAUCAAGAUGUCCUCAUUGAAAAUAAUUCUACCAUGCCUGGGUCUAUAUAUGCGUGAGGGACCAUGGAGGAUGAUGUGGGUGAAAUUUGGCUAUGAUCCUAGAAAGGAUCCAGGGGCAAGAGUAUACCAGACUUUAGAUUUUAGGAUGAGACAUGCAGCUGGAGUCCAUGCCAUGGUGAUGACUCGUGAUCAAGUUGUUCAUUGUAAAAAAACUGAUCGCAUUCGUAAUUUUAAGAAAAAUGCAUCAGAUGAAUUAUCUGUAGAGGAUAUUGUAUACGAAGGAGCUGUCUACUUUCGACCAGGAAUGGUUCCUUCUCAACGUCAGAUUUACUAUCAGUAUUGCGACGUGCAACUGCCAGAGGUGCGAGAGCUGCUGGCGCUGGAGCCUCCGGCCGGCUAUCUGUGCCACGAACGCCGCGGUUGGCUCCCGCCCGACACCGACCAGCUCUGUCGCGACCAUAUCUUCCGCUACGUCAAGCAGACUUUGCUGGCAACACAUAAGGCCGACCUCAAGUUCGAUGAUGCUAGCAGUGGAGAUGAUUCAGGGUCCGACGGGGACGGCGCCAGUACGUCUGUCGCAGAAUUAGACGAAUCUUCAAUAAUUAUUAGAAUGGAUGAAAUGGAUGAUACCAACAAUUAAUUUAUUAUUAUAAUAUGUAU